This is a messenger RNA of Penicillium cosmopolitanum, 1422 nucleotides long. RefSeq lists its product as uncharacterized. The record is from RefSeq and is a predicted model, not a curated record. NCBI's taxonomy places the organism in Eukaryota, Fungi, Ascomycota, Eurotiomycetes, Eurotiales, Aspergillaceae. The transcript has a single exon. The coding region runs from base 1 to 1422 and encodes 473 amino acids.
AUGAUCCUGAUAUUCAUGCUGGCGUUUGACCCCAUGAUCCAACAGAUCCUGAGCUAUCCGUCAACACCCACGAUAGCAGCGGCCGAUACAAUUGCAGCUUCCGUGCCACAGUUACGAUACAUUGGUACUGGGCUCACGGAGACAGACUUAUAUAGCGCCUAUUAUUUGGGAAUAUGGUCCAAAAGCUUCAAUAUCACGCCCUCAUGCCCAUCAGGCAAUUGUACAUGGCAAAAUUACAGAUCAGUGGGGCUUUGCAGCCAAUGUUCUGAUAUUACAUCCACCGCGACGCUCGACUGUCCCAAGCCGACGCAUCAAGGUUAUGCCACUCAGUGGGGUCCCUACCUUGACGGGAAUUGUAAAGUGAUUCUUCCUCAAGGCCAGUCUUCUAAUACCAAUCUCACUUUUGGUUAUCCGAGAGGGCAAAAGCCAGAAGGAACUCCUGAUGUUAUCACUAUCGACGCUAAUACAGUGUGGGAAGUAGCUUCUUAUGCUGCUUACGAGGACUUCUUUUUCUCAAAUCAAACUCUCCCAAAUAAAGUUUAUUCGAACGUCGAGAAUCCUCUGAUGACUCUAGCACAGGCCUCAUUGGGAUUCGACAACGGUGUUAUCGCACAUCCAUCGAAUCUAUGGGAAGGUGUUGUUAUCAAAAAUGUCACACAAUGUUCCCUCAGCUAUUGUGUGCAGAACUACAAUGUAUCUGUUACCGAGGGAAAAUCUAUCAUUGAAAAGACCUCCACAGACUUCGGCAAAACUUUCGUCCCUCCUAAGAGUCCUUACGCCGAUAGCACUUGCUGGAGGCCCAAUGAAAGCCCGAAUGAUACAGUCAUGCCUGCCCCAGAGACAGUUCCUAUGACCAAUAAUGAGUCCAUGAUAAUGCCCUCUAGAAACGCCACAGAGUUUGCAUUCUGCUAUAACCAGGAAAUAAUGCCCGAACUACUUGUUGGAUCGGUUAACACUUCUUACAUCAAGAAGAAGCAGGAUUCAAAGUGGGGCUCCGACAAUGCAUAUAGUGGCACGGAGAAUCUUGGUCGUAUUUUUGACCUUGGACUCCAUGUGAUAAUGCCACGAAUUGCGGAGUCGUUGACCUUGGCCAACCUACAGGGCCCAAAUUCUACCAAUCUCCCUGGCACAAUCUACACAAACGAAGUGAUAGUCAAGGUCCAGUGGGCAUGGAUGAUUCUUCCAACGCUGUUAGUCAUUAUGGGAAAUUUGUUUAUUGUUUGCACUAUGUAUGCGAGCCGAAAGACGAUUCUUUGGAAGUCUUCCAUACUAGCCUUGCUGUUCCAUGGCUUGGAUGAUGAGGCGGCAGCCAAACGCGAUCAGUGUACUGCGAGCAGUCGGAUGGAGAAGCUGGCUGAAGAUAUGCAUGUUCAGCUUCAGUCCUCGGAGAGCGAUGAACAUGUGGCGUUAUGUGAGAGGUAA